UCCGCGCUCAGGUGUCCCGCAGGCAGCCGCGGGGCCGGCAGCACCCAUCCGCGGACAGGCGGCGGAGCGAACACCCGGGCGAGGCCCCGCGGUGCGUCACGCGAGCUGCGGCGGCGACCUCCUGGCUCCCGCCCCCGCACGCGCCCGCCGCACGCACGCGCACUGCGCCCAGCAUGAGGGUCGCGGCUCUGAUCAGUGGUGGGAAGGACAGCUGCUAUAAUAUGAUGCAGUGCAUUGCUGCUGGGCAUCAGAUCGUUGCUUUAGCAAAUCUGAGACCAGCUGAAAACCAAGUGGGGUCUGAUGAACUGGAUAGCUACAUGUAUCAGACAGUGGGACACCAUGCCAUUGACUUGUAUGCAGAAGCAAUGGCUCUUCCCCUCUAUCGCCGAACCAUAAGAGGAAGGAGCUUGGAUACAAGACAAGUAUACACCAAAUGUGAAGGUGAUGAGGUUGAAGAUCUCUAUGAGCUUUUGAAACUUGUUAAGGGCAUCCCUAGAGUGACCUUGCUUGCUGAAUAUGAUGCUCUGAAUCUCCAAGAUUUUCACAUGCAUUUGGAAGUGGGCAGCCAGGCGAUUGUUUACAGGACUCCAAAUGAACUGUGCACUCACAGCAAGUUUGAUAAACACACAUUUCCUCCUUUUAUCAGUGAGAUUGCAAAAUGUGAAGUAUGAGUUUCCAGUUUUACUCAUUCCCCUCAACCCUUUUCCUGUUUAAAAACUUAGACAUACUAAUUGGAUGCUGAUCCGUCCCUGUUUUUCAUUCUGCUUGCUGGUAGUUGACGGCUUAGUUCAGUACUUACCUAGGCAAGAUUUGGCAAACUUUCAAAAAUAAACUUUCCGUGUAUUCAACUUAAAGGAGAUUCAUCCCAAGGAAUGUAAUGUGAACGCUAAUUAACAGUAAUGACUGCUAAUCACUUUGCUUUUUAUACUCCUUUAGGAGCACUGCUAUUAUCCAAUGUAGUCAAGUAAAAUGCUUGUAUAUGAAUCAACAAUGUUGCAUCCUUUUAGCAGCUAUUGCUCACAAUCAAGCUUUGCAUAAAUUAAAGUUGACUAAAAUUGAUUUUAAUAUGCUGCUCUCUUUCAAUAGUAAACUAAAAUAUCUAGUUAAAUAUCCUGCAUAUUAAAAAUACAUACCUGAUUUUUUUUUUUUUUUGCAGCCAUCCUGUGUAGAUGAAAAGCAAUAUUACAAAUACAUUUUCUCACAGUUCGUGACACUUUCUCUUAGAUUUCUUCAAAAGUGGACACAACUCUUCAUAGUCCCAUCAGCACUUUGAUUCUGUUGUAAGCAUUAAUUUUGUUAGAUCAAUGAAAAGUAAUCAGCCUAUGUUUAAUUUUUCUGAAUUUGUUCAUUUACUUCCUAUAGGAGCUUACAGAUUCUUUAAAUGAUACAGUCUAUUUAUAUAAAGUUGGUUCAUAGGAUUGUACAUUCAACAUUCAUUAAAAAGGGUUGUUGAUUAUGUUUAGUGAAUUACAGGACCAUUAUAAAAGCUUUCUGUUUAUUUACAUGCAUUCAACAUACCUAGAACUAAAACUGCCUUGCCUUAGGAGGAGACUAAGCAAAACUCAUAAAUUAAUAAUUUAAGGGAGCAAUACUCAAGUAGCAUUUCAGUUAAGAAGUAAAGCCUCAGAGUCAGUACCAGCCACUUUAACAAUGCUUUACUUUUUGACUUUUAUUGGCUGAAAAUAACUCGUUAAGCUGGAGCUUUUGUAAUAAAAUGAAAUCUACAUACCAUCUAAAGCCCCUUCCCCUCCUUUUGAUUUAUGAGUAGGUUGACAUAUUACUGGAGAAUUUUUAACACUUUCACAGUUCUGCACUUUGAUUUCAGAGAAGGUGCUAAUCUCUCUGGAAUUUUGAGAGUGACAAAAUGAGUUGUAUACUGUUUUUCCAGGGAAUUUGGGUUUCUUUAUUAGAGGCCGUAGUUUUAUUAUGGUACCUGUAUUAAUGUGGAUUUAUCUAAUAUGUGAUAUGGUGGUGUGAUUAGAUAUGCAUUAAUGGAGGAUCUUUUUUUUUUCAUUGUACAUAUUCUGCUUGGUUUGAUCAUGAUAUUAUAAUUCUCACAGCUAAUGUCCAUGUUUCUGCAGAGGUUCAGCAAUUCAGGACAUUAUUUUCAAAUUACUGAAAUGAGAUAAUUUAACUCCCUUUUACUUUUGCAUUAUUUUUAGUGGAAAAAAAUUAAGUGGUAGUAUAAUAAGCUUUAUGCUGUGUAUACUACUAUUAUUGUAUAUAUUUAUUAAAAGAACCUUUGACACUACUUAAUUGGAUUUAAUUUCAAAAAAUUGUAACAGGAAUGAUGUGAGAUAAUAGAAAAUAUAUGGAACUUAAUUAAGUGCUGUCCAUAUGUAAAGGUAAGAUUCGUGACUAUUAUUUGAUGUAACUUAUGUAUUUUACAUCCUGAUACUGUUGUAUAAUAGCACAAAAUGAAUGUCUAUGAGGAAAAACUUGGUUUUUCUAUUUUGCUUUGAGUUUUUAUGUGUAAUAAAAUUAUGCUUAGAAUAGG
Messenger RNA from Piliocolobus tephrosceles (Ugandan red Colobus), 2497 nucleotides. RefSeq names its product diphthamine biosynthesis 6 (gene DPH6). Gene Ontology annotation, biological process: protein histidyl modification to diphthamide. The record is from RefSeq and is a predicted model, not a curated record. Gene Ontology annotation, molecular function: diphthine-ammonia ligase activity. NCBI's taxonomy places the organism in Eukaryota, Metazoa, Chordata, Mammalia, Primates, Cercopithecidae. The transcript has 4 exons. The coding region runs from base 174 to 671 and encodes 165 amino acids.